Messenger RNA from Cooperia oncophora, 540 nucleotides. NCBI's taxonomy places the organism in Eukaryota, Metazoa, Nematoda, Chromadorea, Rhabditida, Trichostrongylidae. The record is from the annotation of a GenBank genome assembly.
UUGAAUUCUAAGCCUUAUCGAGUGGAUUCGAAGCUGCAUAAUGAGGCGAAUUCCUUCAGGUAUGCUCUGGUCUAUUUUCCCAGUCGAACGUUUCUCACUCACCAGCGUGUACUUCCCCUUAUUGCUCUUUGCUGUAUUACUGCUAUCGGCAUGAUCACCUACUCACAGUUAAUUCUGCCUUGCUGUCGAAUCGUUCCGGAUCCAAGAAUCUACAGCUAUUCAUAUAUGAACGUCUCCAAUGGUACCUAUAAUUUUGCAAUGAAUCGCGUUGAUCUGCCACUUUUCUUUGCCACAUCAAUUUAUUCUUGUAUUUCGUAUAUUGCUUUUUUCGAGCACAUCGGAAGAAUCGGAACAGGAGCGAAUACGAAGUAUUCGGCCCUGUUUGAUGACCCUAGACAGCAAAUCGAGGCUAUUAUGAUAGUGCGCCAUGCAGCUAAUCAGUUGCUUUGUCGAAAUUUAUUCAAAGACGAUACACGACACGUCCCUAAAAAAGCAGCGACUUCGAAUCAAGUGCAUCCACAAGCCACGGCGAAUGCGUAG